GUAAGCGUGGCCACCAUCAAAUAACGGAGAAUCUGCCCUGCUGCCAGGGCUAACGGCUGUGACAACCCAGGGAGGUGUCAGCUGGCCCCAGUGAUGAGGACGAUGGAGGAUUUCCCAGAAUCUUUCACAUCCAGAUGCCUCCAUCUCCUCCUCCUCCUCCAGCUGCUCACACUGGGCUCAGCUCAGUUUGCUGUGAUAGGGCCUGAUGAGCCCAUCCUGGCCCUGGAAGGAGAAGUCGCUGAGUUACCCUGUCACCUCAACCCCAAGAUGCCUGCUGAAUACAUGCAGAUAAGGUGGUUCCGAUCCCAGGUUUCUAACAUUGUCCACCUGUACGAUAAUGGAAAGGAUCAGUUUGGAGACCAGAUGGAGGAGUAUCAAGGGAGGACGGAGUUGGUGAGAGAUGCCAUGGAUUACGGGAGUGUGGCUGUAAGAAUACACAGUGUCAGAGUCUCUGAUGAGGGAGAAUUUCGUUGCUCUUUCUAUGAUGGCCAAGAGUCUGAAGUAGCCCCUCUGGAGCUGCAGGUGGUUGGUGAGUGGCUGUGUUUUCAUUGUGACCAGUGGUGCAUGUAACUGUCUAAGUCUAAAGCAGCCUUCUAGACCGUCCAGCUCCUACCCAGCAUUCUCUUCUGCUCUAGGACUCUACAGGGUCCUCUCCUCCUGUAAAGAGUCCUUUCCUACUGUCCCCAACCCCCUGCUGUCCCACAGGCAGUAAUGCCCACAGCAGCAAUUCCAUGGAACGUUUUCCAUGGGUCAGUCCCUCCUGGGUCUGUUUCUGGACUGGAUUUCUUUGAUUCCAAGCAGCUUGGGGCUAAGAUGUGGCUCUGUGCAGACAUCUCCCUCUCACCUGGAGACAUUUAUGUUUUCUAUUGCUUGGCUUUCUUCUACCACAGAAGCUGUGCAGGGUCAGGGCAGGACUAGCUUCUGGUUGUACCAGUCCAAUCUGUUAGGGCUGGGUGCAAAGCCCUGUUUGAGUCUGGUUAUGCUCCAUCACUGCGGGGAGUAGUCUGUGGUAAUGUGGGAUCAGGGAGAGUUGGGUGGAGGUGUCGUGUGGUGAGGCCAGGGCUGGUUGGGGUAGGGCCUUGGGAGACAAUAGGAGUGAUAACAGUAAUAUAAAUAACAAUAAUUGGUUUUUUUUGGUUA
This is a messenger RNA of Ornithorhynchus anatinus (platypus), 1140 nucleotides long. Its product is annotated as myelin-oligodendrocyte glycoprotein-like. NCBI's taxonomy places the organism in Eukaryota, Metazoa, Chordata, Mammalia, Monotremata, Ornithorhynchidae. Gene Ontology annotation, cellular component: external side of plasma membrane. Gene Ontology annotation, molecular function: signaling receptor binding. Bases 94 to 570 code for a protein of 158 amino acids. The record is from RefSeq and is a predicted model, not a curated record. Gene Ontology annotation, biological process: T cell receptor signaling pathway; regulation of cytokine production. The transcript is spliced from 3 exons.